CUGGUGGUAGAAGAUCCACGUGGUGUAUUGAACGCGGUAGGGGGUAAACGUGGUGUCUUACGGUCAAUAAUAGAUACAUGGCAAUGGCAUGUAUAACUGGACGAAACUGAUACACGUUGCGUCUUACGGUCAAUAAUAGAUACAUGACAUGUAUACCUGGAGGUAGAAGAUACACGUGGUGUAUUGUACGCAUCUUAAUCCGGGGUCCACAAGUAAGAGAAAGGUAUUUUUUACUCAGACAAUAUAGCCAGACAGACUUGAAUGCUAAUUGGUGUUAAGAUGUCUGUAGUUAAAAUAAAGUUGGGCCCAAUAAACUGGUAGAUCAAAGGCCUGUUGAGCGCUCAUGCCCGGUGUGAUUUUAACAAUUGACUACAAAUGCGUUGACAAGAAAAUAAGUAAAACUGUUAUUGAAUGUGAUUGGUUGAUAAAAUCAACGUACUAUAGGCUACAUUUUGUCUGCGAUAUCAUCUCGGUGGAAGCGGACAUUAAAUGAAGUGAUUUCACACAAUUAAUUUAACAUUUAACAACGUGCUGAAAUGAUUUUGGAGCAGUGAUAUGUUUGACAAAUGUAAGCUAAUGGUCACAUAGAAUACAAGACCGCAGAAUCACAUUAUGAUUAAAGCAGAAACGGCUCGACUUGAACCAGCAGGUAAGAAUCUGUUUUGAAAUUAUAUCUUGGGAGGUUGGAUUGGCGUUGGAGACCCGAUUGGCGGCCAUUUUGAUUCUUGUUUCAUGAUUUUUUUAUAUUAUAACGAUUUUGCCAAGAGUAGACAUAAACGCGGGCACAGACUAGAAAAAAAUCUUUUUACACUUUUGUGUUAGUUGAAUUGUAAUCUAAUUUAUGUUUAAAAAAACAACCUUAAAUCUAAUAAGCAGACGGAAGAUAUGGACGAACAACAAGAAGAAGUUAUGGAGGUCCCAACAACUGAACCUAUGGAAGUAGAAGAAUCGUUUACAGCCGAAACCCGAUACGAUGUGCCAGUUCCGGUCAUGGAGUCCUCCAUCUCAGACGAUGCCGACGUUAGUGUCUUCUGCGACGAAGAACCCGUAGUGGUGUAUACGCAGGUAGAAGCUGGUUCCUCCCGUGGCAAGUCCAAGUUGUUUGACAACCAAGGGUUUAGUUAUACAAUUAAGACAGAGAAGACAACUACGAUUUGGAGGUGUUCCAUCUUCACCCAGCAGAACCCGGUAUACACACGGCUACCAAGAUAAAAGUUACAGCAAAGCAUGAAGCCAAAGGAAAUGUUUUUACCAAGUCAUGUUCCUCAAUAGCGGAGAGAGUUUUAUCCAGUGUCGGUUCUGCAGAAGAACCCAUUCAUAGCAGACCACCCAUGGCAGCACUUGUAAGGUCGCUACAAAGAACCCGACAGACUCUGCGACCAAAAGAUCCCACUGACGUGUCGUCAAGCUCAAUGAUGAUAUGUGACUCUUUCCACCUUCCAGCAAUAAUUAUUGAGAAUUUACCAAGGACUCCAUUGGCAUUGAAUCGAAGAAAAACAGUUUCAAUAUUGGAUGUAUAUGCAAAUCACCCAGAAAAAGAUCAUGUAAUAACAAAAGAAAUUAUAAAAGAAAAAAAUGGAAGAAGAAAUGGCUGGAAAAAAUGAUGAUAGAGCAACUUUUUCUUGUUACCCACCUCGGAAGAUCAAGUUGGAAAGGGCUAUUGAUAUUGUGGAGACGUUUUCUCACAGAUCUUGCUUAUCAGACAAAGACUAUUGUGUCUACUGGGUUAUAGAAUAUACCAGAUCUGUGAUCAGAAAAAAAAUGUCUCUUAAAGUUCUCCUGUUUGUCUCAUUAAUGGGCGUAACCCCAGUUGCCAACGGACAAGGAUUGUAUGAUCUCGGAAAUUGUACGAGUUUUAUUAAUGACAUCAACCAAUGUAUGACUGAACAUCAAGUACUCCCCGAUAUUAUUAAUUUAGUAAAUGCACAUUUGCAAAAUUUGCAUACCCUUAAUGCUUCCAUAGUGUGUAGCUAUAUGACAGAGUACAUAUCGCUGAUUACUUGUAUUCAAGAUGCCAUUGCUAAAUGUCUCACGGAUGAAUUUAGUAGUCUAUUUCCUACAGAUAAAGUUAUUACUGCAAACGUAUUGUAUUUUUGUCAGAACAGUGCAGAUUUUGAUUACAAGUGUAUGAUGGACAUUGGCCAAGAAAACAUGAAAUGUAUUUCUAGAAAUUUCAACAUCACAGACUUUCCCAAACGCAACGAAGGGUUCAAUAAAUGGAAAGCCUACUUUUGCAGAUUACAGGAAAUUACACUUGAUUGUUUGAUCGACCAAAGCACACCCGAAUCCUGUCAGAGUACUUUAAACAUAUUGAAGGGAAUGAAUCGAAAAAUAGCACUACCAGUGUGUUCUAAAUUUCGUGUUACCACCGAUAACCCUAAUCUGAGUGCUUCCACCGAUAACCCUAAUGCUAACUUUAACAUCGAUAUCGCCAAUGAUGACCGUGUUAUUAUUUAUGUUGACACUAUUAUUGGUAAUAGUGUCAACAUAAAUAAUAAUAACGUUAUCUUGUUCAUGGUUUGCCUUCUAAUAGGUGUAUUUUGUCAUGAAAUAUAUUUUCCUAUCUAAUAUGUUGUACAUUACCAUGAUAUAGAUUUUGUUAUGGUUAUAUUUUGCUAUCUAAUUAGUGUAUAUUAUCAUGAUAUAUAUUUUGUCCUGGUUAUAUUUUGCUAUUAUCAUGAUAUAUAUUUUGGAUAUAAUCUAUUGUAUAUUAUAGAAUGUAAUCUAUUGCAUAUUACCAUGAUAUAUAUUUUGUCAUGGUUAUGUUUUGGUAUAUUUUCCUAUCUGUUGUAUUAUGAUAUAUAUUUCUUAAUGGUUAUAGUUUUUUAUCUAAUUGAUGUAUAUUAUUAUGAUAUAUAAUCUAUUGUAUAUUAUAUUAUACAAUGUAUUCUAAUAUUCAUGGUGUAUGCUCUAAUAUAUUAUGUUAUCUAAUUAUUUUUUUUGUCAUGGUAUAUGUUUUAAUAUGUUAUAAUAAUAAUAAUAAUAAUAAUAAUAAUAAUAAUUUAUUUAUAGAGCGCCUAUAAUCCAAUAUUUUGAUUGCUCUAUGGCGCUAUAAGUGUAUAUCACUAUGGUUUAUAGUUUACUAUAUAAUUAUUGUAUAUUACAAAUUAUAAGUAUAUUGUUUAAAAUUAAAAUUAUAUAAAGAGUUUAAUAAUUAUUAUAUAAAUCUUUAUAUUACAAGGAAGAAUGUAUAUCAUCAAAGAACGGUAUAGUACAGCUACUAAUGAAUCGUGGUAGAGCUGUUUAACAGGCCAUCUCUACUUUCCUCUGUCGUCAUAAUAUUCAGGUUAAAUGAGUUUGGAGAAAUGUGGGGUUUUUUGGCAUUUGUUUUGGUAUUUAGAGAUUUGUAUUUGGACAAUAUUUGUUCAAGAUUUGUUUUUCGUUGUAGUAUUUUUCUGUUGAAAUGUAAAUGUAAUUUUUUGAUUUUCUAAAAUAAAGUUUAUCAUUAUAUUAAAAUACAAUUGAAGUAAA
This is a messenger RNA of Patella vulgata (common limpet), 3471 nucleotides long. RefSeq lists its product as uncharacterized. The transcript has 13 exons. The record is from RefSeq and is a predicted model, not a curated record. Lineage: Eukaryota; Metazoa; Mollusca; Gastropoda; Patellidae. The coding region runs from base 1576 to 2568 and encodes 330 amino acids.